AUGCCCAUAGAAUAUCCACAGCUUGGCAGGAUACUAACUCAUAUUUCAUCAAAAUUUUUUAAUGUGAAACAUAAUUUUUUAUACAAUCAGUUUCGUUCCAAAUCUCACAUCUGUAAACAAUUUGGGCUUAGUAGCUUACAUUGUAAUUCAACUAUAAUUCGUGGCGGCAAAGCAGCAAUUAUUUCGACAAUCGGCACCGUAACUCUGUAUUAUUUCGUUGAUUUUAGAAGUUUUACAUGUACAAUAUGUGAGACCAGCCAGUUUGAUGCAAAUAACCAACAAAUAAACGACGAGGAUGAUAAUUUGGAUGAUGAUUCUCUGAUUGUAACUUUCAAUAGAACAAAUAUUGAUGAUGAAUAUAACCAUAUACGCAGACAAAUUGAUGUAAAUGAUGAAAUUGAUGAAUACGUUUCAACUGUAACAGAUAAAGACCUUGCAAUUGAAGAUUUAGAUACUUUUGAUGAAUCAGAAAUACUCUCCACAAGAGAAACUACAUUUGAAAAACAAGGUCCUGAAAACAACAAAACAUCAGAUAAUUCGGAUGAUGUAAUAGUAGUUACACAUGUGACUAGGCCAAUUUUUAGUGACAAUCCGUUAUCAAGCAUAAAUGAGCUGCGGGUUCGUAAUUCGUCUAAUAGGGGUUUUAAACUCCCAGAUUUCUUCAGCGGAUUGUUUAAUUUAUUUUCACUUGAAGAUGAUGGGGAAAAUUUCAUAACCACUUACUUUAGCCCAAAAAAAUUCCUCUUCUACACCUGUGGAACAGUGUUUCUGAUGUGGGCGAUCGCCGAAAAUUCAAAAAACACAAGUUUAUUGAGAUUUAUGAGACGUCAUUUCAUUGCAUCUAGUGAAUCGCUUAAUUCAAAAAGAUAUCAUACACUGUUCACAGCAGGCAUAAGUCAUUCAUCAUUUCUACAUCUAACACUCAAUAUGAUGAUGCUAAACAUGAUAUUGGAUGAAUUUUCAAAAUCUAGGGGAAUUGUAAAUAUGGACUUCAAUGGGAUAUCUAAAUUUUUUUCAAAUAUUAUAAAGGGAUAUGGAAAUUUCCCUACAUUCAAUCUAAAUAAUUCAGAUUAUGUAACGAAUUUUGAUAUAUAUACAUCAUUUUGGUUAUCAACCUUUGUAUCAUCACUUGGCCACUCACUCUUAUAUGGAAGCCCUGUACUUGGUGCUAGUGGUGGAAUAUCCGGUCUAAUGUAUCUAAUGGCGACUACUAGUCCAAAUUCUACAUUUAGAACCAUAUUCCCAAUUCCAGGAAUUAAAUUAUCUGCGCUACAAAUAAUGCAAGUAUUUAUUGCAAUGAACCUGUUUUUCAUUACCUCUAAGAGAUUCCACACAAAUAUCGCAUGGGCGGCUCACUUAUUUGGCGUGGCUACAGGGAUUGUGUACUGCUGGGUCCAACGCAACAUAUUUGACCGCCAGUACUUUAAAAGCUUCACCAAACUUUCUUCAAAAUACUCCCUCCAGCAAUGGAGCGAUACGCUGCACGAAAUUAGAGAUAGAAUACAUUUUUAA
Molecule: messenger RNA, 1512 nt
Organism: Babesia microti strain RI
Lineage: Eukaryota; Apicomplexa; Aconoidasida; Piroplasmida; Babesiidae
Product: Rhomboid-like protease 6
Exons: 3
Coding region: 1-1512 (503 amino acids)
Cellular component (GO): membrane
Molecular function (GO): serine-type endopeptidase activity
Source: RefSeq, a predicted model, not a curated record